AUGAUUUCAAAAUCAUCGUUCUUUAUUUGGAAUAAUGAAAAAUGCAGAUUAUUGUACACACUAAUAAUUUUAUGUAACAUAAUAAAAGUAUCAUCAGGAUACCUGCUAAAUGGAAAUGGAAUAAUAAGAAAUACUCAAAUAAACAUACCGAAUCUGGUUAAUCUUAGCACAUCUGGUGAUAACUUUAAAACUAACAACAGCAAAAUAAACAAAUUUAACCUAAAAGAUCAAAAUAUAGAAGAUGCUGUACCAUCCCCUGUCACUGAUGGUGACGAGAAGGGAGAAAAUGUAAACCAAUUGCAAGAUACAGGAGAAUACAGCAGCGAUGAUAUAAUUGUACUGGAGGGAUUAAAUGCGGUUCGCAAGAGACCAGGAAUGUACAUAGGAAAUACAGGAGAAAGAGGAGUACAUCAGCUCCUGUACGAAGUACUCGACAACUCAGUUGAUGAGUAUCUGGCCGGCUUUUGUAACAGGAUAACUGUAAGUCUGAUGAAGGAUGGGUCAGUAGAAGUAUCAGAUAACGGCAGAGGAAUCCCAUGCGACAUCUCCCCCAAAACAGGUAAAUCGGGUUUGGAAACUGUCUUAACAGUACUUCAUUCUGGAGGCAAAUUUCAGGACAUUUUCCCUCCAAACUCAACUUCAAUGAGUUCGGAAGAUCAAAAUGACUUAAAAUCGAGAAAAAAGGGUGAAAAAGAGCAUGAAGAAAAGAAAGUCUACGAAUAUAGUAGUGGACUACACGGUGUUGGUUUAAGUGUAGUAAAUGCACUGAGUGAGUUGUUGAUUGUAGAUGUAUAUAAGGGCCCUAAAAGUUACCAUAUAGAACUAUCAAAAGGGAACAUUGUGAAACCACUAGCUGAAUUUUCUGAACCCGAAACGACUGAAAAAUCGAAUAAUAAUUUAAAAAGAUAUGGAACAACAAUAAGGUUUCUACCCGACUACAAGAAUAUUUUUAAAACACAUCACCAACAUACUGAAACUGAAAAAGAAGAAGAUUAUGAUACCACUACCAACAAAAGUGGUUUAGACACCAAAUGCUCUGGUUGCAAGAAUGGAUUCAUAUUAGAGCUAAUUAAAACUCGUGCGAAGGAGUUGUCAUAUUUGAACCCUGGAUUAUCCAUUAAAUUAGUUGAUUACCGAAUAACUGAUGAAAAUAACGAACCAUGGGAAGAAACAUACCGUAACACUGGAGGAACAAGGUCAUUUUUGGAGGAAUUGAUUAAAGAUAAAACUCCGCUCUACAAGCCAAUAAGCUACAUCACAAUCAAAGGAGUAAUUAGCAAUAUUAACGUAGAAGUGUCAUUCUCCUGGUCACUGGAGUCGUACACAGCACUAAUAAAAGGAUAUGCAAAUAACGUUAGUACAAUAGCAGGAACACAUAUAGAUGGAUUUAAAAUUUCAAUAACCAGAUGUGUAAACGGAUUGCUGAAGAAGUAUGGUUAUUUCAAGGGCAACGUCAAACCACUAAACGGAGAAUUCAUAAGAGAAGGAAUGACUGCUGUUAUAUCCGUUAAACUUACCGGCGCUGAGUUUGACGGGCAGACUAAAACUAAACUGGGAAACGCACUGGUGAAGACAGUAACAGAAAAGAUCGUAAAUGAACAAUUUACCAACAUAUUGGAGAAUAAUAAGGAGUUGCUGCUAGCAAUACACAACAAAUCCCAAGCUGCAAAAAAAGCAUUUGAUGCAGCCAGGACAGCUAAGGAUCUAAUAAGACAAAAAUCGUCAAGCAUAGUAUCAAAUAUCUCGGGAAAAUUGACGGAAUGCAGCUCAAGCAAAGUCGAAAACAACGAAUUGUUCAUAGUCGAGGGUGAAAGCGCGGCAGGAAAUGCAAAACAGGCAAGAAACAGACAAUUUCAGGCAGUUUUGCCUCUGAAGGGGAAGAUACUUAACAUAGAAAAGAUAACAGAUAAUAGCAAAGUGUUGGAAAACCAACAGAUUCAGCUUUUAAUGAACAGUAUUGGAAUUUCAAUAAAUCCAGUAACUUGGAGACAAAAUGAUUUAACAGAGGGAACACAUAUGGCAAUGGACCGAUUUAUUGAGAUGAACAGCAGUAAGUUAACAAGAAAACAAAUCUGGUUAGACCUAAGUAAGUUGAGAUACGGGAAAAUCAUACUGUUGACUGAUGCCGACGUCGACGGCUCACACCUAAAGUCUCUUUUACUCUGUUUACUCUACAGACUCUGCCCAAGCCUAUAUUUGCACGGAAGAGUGUAUGUUGCAAGCCCUCCACUCUACAGAAUAACAAACCUGAGAAAUAAAAAGUAUAUCUAUUCCUGGUCACAAGAACACUUGCUGAAGACAAUAAAGGAACUAAAUUCUAAAUAUUCCCCUAAAGAAACAACAGAAAGGGUCAGAGAGAAAGAUAAUGCGGAUGACCUUGGAAAUGAGUAUGAGGAUGAAUUUAACGACGAUGAAGAUGACAGAGAAGGGAAUGUAGAGGAGAUCGAAUUAAAAACAGAGUUGGGCUCUAAUAUAACAAAGGACGAAAAAAGCGAUGAACUGGACUUGUAUAAUAUAAACAAAAGUUUUAGUAAAAAUAACAAGCACCUAAUCAUACAGAGAUUCAAAGGUCUAGGAGAAAUGAUGGCAAACCAGUUGUGGGAGACAACGAUGGAUCCAAAGAAGAGAAUUUUAAAGCGCAUAGUAGUCAGCCAGGAGCCUGAAAUCUCAGAAAUCAUCAGACUAUUAAUGGGUUCAGACGUUCAGUCAAGGAAGCAGUACAUAUUUAAUAAUUCAGGCGCAUUUAAUUUGGAGGAUCUAGACAUAUAA
This is a messenger RNA of Theileria annulata, 2769 nucleotides long. RefSeq names its product DNA topoisomerase II, putative. Gene Ontology annotation, molecular function: DNA topoisomerase type II (double strand cut, ATP-hydrolyzing) activity; ATP binding; DNA binding. Gene Ontology annotation, biological process: DNA topological change. The transcript is spliced from 8 exons. NCBI's taxonomy places the organism in Eukaryota, Apicomplexa, Aconoidasida, Piroplasmida, Theileriidae. The record is from RefSeq and is a predicted model, not a curated record. Bases 1 to 2769 code for a protein of 922 amino acids.